AUGCCAUCACUGUGGAAAAAAGUUUUCACACAAAAAGAUACUUUAAUAUCACACAUAAGGACACACACAGGGGAAAAACCAUUUACAUGUAAAUAUUGUGGAAAGAAUUUCAGUGAUAAAAGUCAUUUAAAACGUCAUAUACGAACACACACAGGGGAGAAACCAUACUCAUGUAAACACUGUGGAAACAAAUUCUCUGAAUUAAGAAGUUUAAAAUGUCAUAUAAGAACACACACUGGAGAAAAACCAUAUUCAUGUGAACAUUGUGGAAAGAAUUUCAGCCAAAAAAGUAUAUUAGUAUCACACAUAAGGACACACACAGGGGAGAAACCGUAUUCAUGUAAAUAUUGUGGAAAAAUGUUCAAUCAAAAAAGUGCAAUAAAACGUCAUAUAAGGAUACACACUGGAGAAAAGCCGUUCUCAUGUGAACACUGUGGAAAAAAAUUCAGUCAUAAAAAUCAUUUAGUAACACAUAUACGAACACACACAGGAGAGAAACCGUAUUCAUGUGAACACUGUGGAAAGAAUUUCAAUGUUAAAAGUUAUUUAGUAACACAUAUACGAACACACACAGGGGAGAAACCGUAUUCAUGUAAAUAUUGUGGAAAUAAUUUCAGUAAUAAAAGUCAUUUAGUAUCACACAUAAGGACACACACAGGGGAGAAACCACACUCAUGCAAACAUUGUAGAAAGAAGUUUAUUACCAAAAGUGCUUUAGGACGUCAUGUUAGGAUACACACCGGAGAAAAACCAUAUUCGUGUGAAAAUUGUGGAAGUAGUUUCAGACAAAAAAACGAUUUAAAACGUCAUUUAAGGACACACACAGGAGAAAAACGGUAUUCAUGCAAACACUGUGGAAACAAAUUCUCUCAAUUAAUACAUUUAAAAUGUCAUGUAAGGAUACACACAGGGGAAAAACCAUAUUCGUGCGAACAUUGUGGAAAUAGUUUCAGACAAAAAAACAAUUUAAAACGUCAUUUAAGAACACACACAGGUGAAAAACUAUACUCAUGUGAACAUUGUGGAACUAAUUUCGCACGUAAAAGUACUUUAGUAUCACACAAAAGGACACACACAGGAAAAAAACCGUUCUCAUGUGGUAUUAAAGUACAGGUUAGUGUUGAUAGAGGACAUCAAGUACAGGUCACUUGA
Ostrinia nubilalis (European corn borer) is the source of this 1152-nucleotide messenger RNA. RefSeq names its product gastrula zinc finger protein XlCGF8.2DB-like. Gene Ontology annotation, cellular component: nucleus. The transcript has 5 exons. Lineage: Eukaryota; Metazoa; Arthropoda; Insecta; Lepidoptera; Crambidae. The record is from RefSeq and is a predicted model, not a curated record. Gene Ontology annotation, molecular function: DNA-binding transcription factor activity, RNA polymerase II-specific; RNA polymerase II cis-regulatory region sequence-specific DNA binding. The coding region runs from base 1 to 1152 and encodes 383 amino acids. Gene Ontology annotation, biological process: regulation of transcription by RNA polymerase II.